Sphaeroforma arctica JP610 is the source of this 360-nucleotide messenger RNA. RefSeq lists its product as hypothetical. The record is from RefSeq and is a predicted model, not a curated record. NCBI's taxonomy places the organism in Eukaryota, Ichthyosporea, Ichthyophonida. The annotation marks the transcript as partial. The transcript has a single exon.
GAUACUAAAGACUCUGGAGUCUGGAGUCUGGAGUCUGUAGUCUGUAGUCUGGAGUCUGGUAUGUAUUGGACUUUGGAGUCUGGACUUGGUGAGUCUAGACUUAUCUCUUGGGAGUCUGGGAUUGGGACUCUGGGAGUCUGGACUUGGGAGUCUGGACUUGUCUCUUGGGAGUCUGGGCUUGGGACUCUGGGAGUCUGGACUGGACUUGGGAGUCUGGAGCCUGGAACUUACUCCUGGGGACUCCGGGGUGUCUGCCACUGUCUGGACUCUGGUCGCAGACUACUAGAGAGACUCUGGAGUCUGGCUGGCAGAGUGCAGACUGACACAAUUUUGAUAUCAAGAUUCAAGAGGCAGAAGUGA